Molecule: messenger RNA, 1296 nt
Organism: Oikopleura dioica
Lineage: Eukaryota; Metazoa; Chordata; Appendicularia; Copelata; Oikopleuridae
Source: the annotation of a GenBank genome assembly
AUGAAUCCAGCGAUGCUGCCUCUUCAAAUGCAGCGAAACGCGAAGGACACGCAGGAUCUAUUUGCCGAUCUAGGCCUGGCUCUCGAAUUACUCGAUUUUGGUUGCUCAAUUUAUUGCUUUGUCAAUUUGCAACUGCGAAAGACCGACGAAAAGCUCAAGAGACAGUCUCAGAAGGGCGCCAAAGUCGUCCAGCAGUUGAGAAACAAGCGCCAGAGAAAGAAACACGUCGUCAGGGUGGACUCAGACGGCUCCGAAAUCGAAUCAGCGGGGGAAGAAAACGAAGAUGACGAAGAGGAAGAGCGCCUACAACUGGCUGAAGAGUACAAAAACGAGGGAAACGCGCACUUCAAAGCUGGCGAGUUCGAAAAGGCCAUCGAGUCUUAUACUAUGUCGCUCUCGUUGGACGUCUCGAACGCCAUUUUUGCUGCCAAUCGGGCGAUGGCUUACAUGAAAGUCAAGAAGUACCGAGAAGCAGAAGAAGACUGCACCAGAGCGCUCAAGCACGACGCUUCCUAUGAAAAGGCGCUAUUUAGACGAGCUCAAUGCCGCAACGAGCUGGGCAAGCUGGAAGGAGCAGUUCAAGACUUCAAAGCAGUGCUGAGAAUGAACCCGAAGAACGGAGAAGCCAAGAAAACGCUGGAAAAGAUCAACAACAGGCUGAAAACGAAAGUAGCUUGGACACUGGAGCGGCCGAAAAACGCCUCAAAGAUCAAAUUUGAAGCAGUCGAAAUCGCCGAGAAAAACUCGCCAAAACUAGCGGAAGAGCCAGAAGCUAAUGAAGAGGUCGCGGAAAAAAUUAAGGAAGAAAACGAGGAAGUUGAGAAACCAGAGGCGAAAAAAGAUGAGGAAACUAAUCGAAGCAAAUCUCAAGAAUCGACAAAAGAACCUGUUGAUCUACUCGAUGAAAAUGAAGCAGAAGAAACAGAGGAAGCAUUCAACUACCAAGCGCCGAAAAACUCGUUCGAACUCGAGCGAGACUGGAGAAGCAUCAAAACGUUCAAAAACAAAGCCAAGUACUUGAAAAUCGGCGAGUCUCAAAUGCUAGCUGCUUUCUUCGCCCCGCAGCUGCCGAAAUUUCUCGUCGAGAUUUGCACCACCUUGCUCCAUCUUGUCAAGAGUGGGUCCGGAAGAGAGCCGAUCUCCUUCGCGAUAGAUUUCCUCUCCGCCGUUGCCCGCGUGCCAAGAUUCAAUACUGCCCUCUUCUUCCUCCUCGACGCGGAAAAAGCCAUCAUCAAGGAACUCUUCGAUUUGCUCGAAACCGCGCCUGCAAACCUUCAAGCCGCCUUCCUCAACUAG